Molecule: messenger RNA, 792 nt
Organism: Thyridium curvatum
Lineage: Eukaryota; Fungi; Ascomycota; Sordariomycetes; Thyridiales; Thyridiaceae
Exons: 1
Coding region: 1-792 (263 amino acids)
Biological process (GO): glutathione metabolic process
Molecular function (GO): glutathione transferase activity
Source: RefSeq, a predicted model, not a curated record
AUGGCAGAGGCACCAGCCAAGCGACAAAUGUCCUCCAAGGAGGGGCCGUACGAGCUCAUCUACUGGGGCGGCAUGCCCGGCCGCGGCGAGUUCGUCCGCCUGCUGCUCGAGGAAGCCGGCGCCGACUACACCGACACGGCGCAUAUCGAGAACGGCGUCAAGGAGGUCCUCGGGCUCAUCGACGAGGGCUACAAGGGCGACGGAGACAACCCUCCCCCCUUCGCCCCGCCCAUCCUGCGCCACGGCGACCUCGUCAUCAACCAGACGCCCAACAUCCUGCUCUACCUCGGCAGACGCCUCGGGCUGGCCGGGAACGAAUCCGAGGGAGAGGGCGACUCCUACAGGGUCAACGAGCUGGCGCUGACUGCGCUCGACGGCUUCAGCAACGAGGUACACGACUGCCACCACCCCAUCUCCACCGGACUUUACUACGAGGACCAGAAGGAGGAGUCCAUCCGCCGGAGCAAGGACUGGGUCGCGACCCGCCUCCCCAAGUUCCUGGGCUACUUCGAGCGGGUCCUGAACUCGCCCAGCGCGGGCAAAGGACCCUGGCUGCACGGUGGACAGCUGACGUACGCCGACCUGGUGCUCUUCCAGGGCCUCGACGGCACCAAGUUCCAGUUCCCCAAGGCCGUUGGCAAGUGCAGAGCAGCUGGAAAGUAUGACAAAGUGUUUGCACUCUACGACGCGGUUCUGGAGAGGCCCAAGAUCAAGGCCUAUCUCGAGAGCGAGCGGCGACAGAAGUAUUCGCUGUGCAUCUGGCGGUACUACUCUGAGCUCGAUGUGGAGUGA